GCCCCGCCCCGCCGCCUGGCGCGUGACGUCACCGCGCUGCGCACUGUCAGGAGCCGCCAUUGUCCCACCGGUGGCUCCCAGGUGCGGGUUCCCGGCACCAUGAGCAAACGCAAGGCGCCGCAGGAGACCCUCAACGGCGGCAUCACAGACAUGCUCGUGGAACUCGCAAACUUUGAGAAGAACGUGAGCCAGGCAAUCCACAAGUACAACGCGUACAGAAAAGCAGCAUCUGUUAUAGCAAAGUACCCACACAAAAUCAAGAGUGGAGCAGAAGCUAAGAAAUUGCCGGGAGUAGGAACAAAAAUUGCUGAGAAGAUCGAUGAAUUUUUGGCAACUGGAAAAUUGCGUAAACUUGAAAAGAUUCGUCAGGAUGAUACGAGUUCGUCCAUCAAUUUCCUGACUCGCGUUACUGGCAUUGGGCCAUCUGCUGCAAGGAAGUUUGUAGAUGAAGGAAUUAAAACAUUAGAAGAUCUCAGGAAAAAUGAAGAUAAAUUGAACCAUCAUCAACGAAUCGGGCUAAAAUAUUUUGAGGACUUUGAAAAAAGAAUUCCUCGUGAAGAGAUGCUGCAGAUGCAAGAUAUUGUACUUGGCGAAGUUAAAAGAGUGGAUCCCGAAUACAUUGCUACAGUCUGUGGCAGUUUCAGACGAGGGGCAGAGUCCAGUGGAGACAUGGAUGUUCUUCUGACCCACCCAAACUUCACCUCAGAGUCAAGCAAACAGCCGAAGCUGUUACAUCGUGUUGUGGAGCAGUUACAGAAAGUCCAUUUCAUUACAGACACUCUGUCAAAGGGUGAAACCAAGUUCAUGGGUGUGUGCCAGCUUCCCAGUAAAGAUGGUGAAAAGGAAUAUCCACACAGAAGAAUUGAUAUCAGGUUGAUCCCCAAAGAUCAGUAUUACUGUGGUGUUCUCUACUUCACUGGGAGCGACAUCUUUAAUAAGAACAUGAGAGCACACGCCCUAGAAAAGGGUUUCACAAUCAAUGAGUACACCAUCCGCCCCCUGGGGGUCACUGGAGUUGCUGGGGAGCCCCUUCCAGUGGACAGUGAGCAGGACAUUUUUGAUUACAUCCAGUGGAGCUACCGGGAGCCCAAGGAUAGAAGCGAAUGAGGCCAGCCCCCCACCUCCCCAGCCCCCACCUACCCACCCCGGCUUUUCCCACUAGGAGUCCUAAUUUAUUUCUUAACCUUUGCUAUGUAAGGGUUUUGGUGUUUUUAAGUGAUCGCUUCUCCAGGCUUACCAUGUACUGUAGUCAAUAAAGCUCUUGAACUACUGAA
Molecule: messenger RNA, 1274 nt
Organism: Alexandromys fortis (reed vole)
Lineage: Eukaryota; Metazoa; Chordata; Mammalia; Rodentia; Cricetidae
Gene: Polb
Product: DNA polymerase beta
Exons: 14
Coding region: 100-1107 (335 amino acids)
Biological process (GO): double-strand break repair via nonhomologous end joining; base-excision repair
Molecular function (GO): DNA binding; DNA-directed DNA polymerase activity
Source: RefSeq, a predicted model, not a curated record